Molecule: messenger RNA, 1095 nt
Organism: Pelmatolapia mariae (spotted tilapia)
Lineage: Eukaryota; Metazoa; Chordata; Actinopteri; Cichliformes; Cichlidae
Exons: 8
Coding region: 97-1095 (332 amino acids)
Source: RefSeq, a predicted model, not a curated record
CAUAUUACGUUCCUUUGCUCCGAUGUGGCCUGUAAAUAUUUCCCCUAUUUAACCAAGGUGGCUCAGCAGUGCCCUGAGCUGAGGAACCUCUUGUCAAUGCGUCCUUUUCUCUCCGUCAUGCAUGCAAAGGCUCACACUUGGAAAUGCGAGAUCAAAUGGGGAGGUGCGUUUCAGGAUGGGGCCGGUUCAACAGUUGGAGAAGAGGUGGAACAAGUAAACAGUUUCCUGUCUAGGGCGGCCAUCACAACGAAGUACAUGUCUAAAGCAGGGCGAACAGACAUGCUGACCCUCCUGGCUUUGGGUUGGAACAAAAGGAAAGUGGAACAACUGGGCCGCACUUUGAGCCAGAGAUAUCUCAAGAUCAUAAGGAUCCUUAGAGAACAAGUGGAGAGCCUGAAUGCGACCAAAAAUGAGCUGGGUGUGGAUGACGACACACUGCAGCAAUGGGCUGAAGAAACUGAUCAAACUGAUGGCAGCCUUGGAGCGUUGCAGGCACGAAUAGAGGAGCUUGUCGUCAUCAUCAGAGUGCGAACACAAAGUCUUUACAGACAAAAUGAUAGCAACAAGAGGCGACACAGAAUUCGCAAGGUCAUCUUAGAUGAGAAGAAACGCUUGGCGGCUGCUGUUGACGACUACAACAAGCUUGCUGAACCAACAAAGCAAAUCGUAUCCAGUGAUGCCCUCAUCCAGACCGACAUUUGGCCCUGGCAGAGCACAAGUGAACCUGCUGCAGACCUCCAGACAAAGAGAAAGGUCUUUGAGAAGGUGAUGGCUGUGAGGCGCCUGAGAGAGGAGGAGAUGAUCCUUUGCAGGGAGAUGCGGCAUCACUGGACAGUGUUGCGAAUGCGAUCUGUGGUGUUGGGGACAAUCUCCUCAGACUCCUCCCUUGUUGGCAUGUCGGCGGAUGCACAGAAGGGACUCCAUAGCCUGGUUUUAAAAAAACAAAGUGAACUGAAAGCUGAAAUGCUCAAAGUAAAGGACAUGUACAAGAGAAUCCUCAGCUACCAACCACUCCUGGAAAUGGACUCGGAGGAGGAGGAAGACAUUCCAGACGAUGCCACUGAGAGUGAUUUGAGCACUUCUGAUGAAGACUGA